GACUUAAUAUCGGUAAUGCAUAAGUUUCAAAACCUUGAACAAUUAGAUAUCAGUAAUAAAGAAUUUAAAAGAGAACAUAUCAAAGAAUUAGAGACUCAUCGUAGAUUAAAAGAAGUCAAAUUUAUCGGAUCAGAUGUUUUAGAUCAAGAUGCAAAACUUUAUUUAGCAUAUAGGAAAA
Messenger RNA from Racocetra fulgida, 178 nucleotides. NCBI's taxonomy places the organism in Eukaryota, Fungi, Glomeromycota, Glomeromycetes, Diversisporales, Gigasporaceae. The record is from the annotation of a GenBank genome assembly.